Molecule: messenger RNA, 1310 nt
Organism: Exophiala viscosa
Lineage: Eukaryota; Fungi; Ascomycota; Eurotiomycetes; Chaetothyriales; Herpotrichiellaceae
Exons: 1
Coding region: 227-1135 (302 amino acids)
Biological process (GO): GCN2-mediated signaling; regulation of translational initiation
Cellular component (GO): cytoplasm
Source: RefSeq, a predicted model, not a curated record
AUCACUGCGCAUUAAAGUCCGACAACCUCUGUUAAUUCUGCUCAGAGGAAGCGGCUUAUAUCGAUCGUGGGUUAACAGACCUGGAACCUCACUGUGCGCUUACUCCAGCCAUAGGUUCUGCAAAGGAAGUACUUUUGCACGAUCUUCUUGAAUCUCAGUUGAUCCCGACCAAUGCCUCUUGAAGAUGUUUUUUGUUUGACCCAUUCCCCUCCAUUACAAGUCUGCCAUGUCAAUGUCUCAGAAGCGCCCACUCCCUCAGGAUACCGAAGAAGACAGUGAUGCGGACCAAGUCUUCAGAUCUUCGCCGAUCCAAGACCGGUCGUCGACAUUCGUCGCGCAUUUUCAUCCGCUAAGUCACGCAAACACCACUCAUGGCGGUAAGCCUGUCCCUCUAACGUCGACCGUCAAAUCAUUCCAAUCACACCCGGACUUUGUGUCGGCGGACCAUCGAAUGGUCGCAUGGCGCCGACCGUCUACGCAGCGAACAUUAGCACCCUCGACUGUGGUCGGUGUCAGCCAUGCGAUCUACACGACCGGUUCGGAUGAUGAUGGCGAAAAGUACGCGGGCAAGAAACUUGAGCGAGUCCUGAUUGACCUGGACGUCGAGGGCACGGUGGUCGUUGCGCGAUGGUACGGCGGCAUUAGGCUCGGGCCCGUACGCUUCACGCAUAUUGAGACUGUCGCGAGGGAGGCCAUUAUGAUGUGGAAAGCGCAACAUCAUCAUGACAGUGCCAAGAGACAGAAAGUGCAACAGGAGGUGGCGGACGAGGCAACCCGUGCACGACUAGUAAGGGUGCUGGGCGAGAGGGACAACAGUAUCGUGGUAUUAAGGGGUUUGCUUGCAGAGAAGACGGGUACUGCUACAGCGAAGUCUGCUGAUGCUCCGAGUCAGACGCAGACACCGACUCCAACAAUCACGAGUUCUUCCACGACUAAAAAGAUUGACUACAGUGUAAUGCCGCUGCAGACACUGCGCCAGCUGGAGAAAGCGCGAGACGCAACCAUUGCCUUCAUUCUCAAACAGAUUGACAAAGCUGAAGAUGAGGAAAAGAAGCGAAAAAGUGCGCAGGAAGCAGCGGCUGUCACCGAUGGCGACACGGAAGAUGGCAAUGCUGUCACUGCCCCUAAAGAGUGAACUGGAUCGCAAAAGGCCAACAUCAACGACAAUUCUUCAGGUGGUGUAGACUCAAGGUCGGGCAAGUCAUGCUUCAUUUCGAUUCUGCCGGUGGCCUCUUUUCCAAGUCGAACAUUUAUCGGCCACCGCAAGAUGAAGAUUGCUUCCCACUCGACAGAUGUCCCCAUGUUCGUAC